Molecule: messenger RNA, 3728 nt
Organism: Polychytrium aggregatum
Lineage: Eukaryota; Fungi; Chytridiomycota; Chytridiomycetes; Polychytriales
Exons: 2
Coding region: 111-3518 (1135 amino acids)
Source: RefSeq, a predicted model, not a curated record
CCGCAUCGCUCGCUUUCGCUGGUUUGAUGCAAUCUUGAAACCACCCGCUGCCGAUAUCGUCUUUCGCCUUGGCCGCCUCUCUUAUUCCCCACAUAACAUCACAUCCAACCAUGGCCCAGAGCGGGCCCGCAGGAUGUCUUGACUUGCGGCCGUCGCCCUCACCGUCCCCAAGUCCCUCCCUCCGACCCACGGAUUCCUCCCGUCCGUUCAGUCCUUCGCCCCGUCCGUUCAGUCCUUCGCCCCGUCCAUCCACCCCCUCCAAGAUUCCCGUCCCCUCUCUUGCUCCCCACCGCAGCGCAUGUCCGUCGCACCCCGUUCAUCAUCCACAUCCACAUCCACACCCACAUCCACAUCCACACUCCCAUGUGCAUCCCGCCCCCUGGAGUGUCAUCUGCACGUCCCUCCCGUCCGACGACCCUCGGCCUUCCUCUGUCUACAACUUGGGCCACCGGUCCUCCAUCGCCUCGACGACCCCCUCCUCCUGCACCUUUGCCUCCAUCACCCCAAGCCCAUCCUACUGCAGCUCGCUUCUCGAUCCCCGCGAGGACGACCGCUGUCUCUUGCCUGUCGCCCACAUGUCUGUCCCUGUCUCCUUCUACGCCUCGCCCCCUCGCUCUCCUGGCCCUUACAACCUUCAGGACCCAGCAAUCCGCUCAGCCUCGCCGUCUCCGUCCCUCUCUCCGUCGUCGCCCCUGUCGCUGACCCGGCUGCCGCCCGAUUCUGCACUUGCGCAUCCCUCGCUGCAGUGUCCCCCUGUCGACCGCAGCCUCUCGACCCAGUCCUCGACCACUUCCAUCAGCCAGACCGUCGUCGGCAAGAUCCUCUACACCACCACCACCACCGUCAACCAGCGCAUUGUGCAGACCAUGAAGCCUCCUCGCCCUGCCUCCUUCAGCCCUUCGUCCUUCCAGACGCUUGUCAGCCAGUCCGAUGCCGGCAUCACUACCGUCAGCCACUCCAACACCCCAAUCUCAACCCGCACGCUCACCCGCCCUCCGCCCGAGGGCUCGCCUUCGGAUGCCCCCGAGGUCGUCGUCGAGACCACCACCUCUGCCCUCCACGGCGACUAUGCCAUCGACACCACCAUCGUCACCACCACCCCGCUGACAUCCUUGGGCACAUUUUUGCUCUCUGCGCCCCUAACCAGAAAUCUCUCUCGACGCCACACCAUCUCUCGCUCAUCGGCACCCGGAUCCGACGCAUCCCGUCCUUCACCGCCCCGCCGCUCGGCAUCCCAAGCCCGAAGCCCCUCCUGUCGCCAGCCAUCCCUAUCGGGACCGCCACCGUCCCGAACCAGUCCCGUUGCCGGCAACUCUGACCCAGCAGCAGCAACAACAGCAACAGCAACAGCAACAACACCAGCCCAAGCAAUAGCCCAAGCACCCCAAGCACAGCCAGCGCCACCGAUUCAGGAGCAUGAUCCGCACCAACAAGUCUCGGCAUCUCAACCCGGGCAACCGGCACGCCCGCCCAGCCAACUGGCCCGCUCCAGGACCCCGACACCCGUCCCCAACAAGCCUGCUGCCCAGCGUCUCUCGCGAACACCAUCCAGAACCCCCCGCACGCCAUCGCAGGCCCGCACCCCGUCCAAGCUCGCUCGAACGCCGUCUCGCACCUCGCGCACACCGUCACAGACCUCCCGCACGGCCCCGCGCUCGUCCGUCCACGAGGCCAGUCCCCAGCAGGCGUCCCAUGUUCCUCCCCGCGCUCGCGCAGCCAUCGAGCGGCCAAAGUCUUCCCUUGCCAUGGUGUCGAUGGAUCGUGCCGCCCCAUCCGCUGCCUCUCGGGCCCGCUCUCCGUCCGUCACCAGGGCUUGUGGCUGUCCCAAGCACUUUAAGGGCCCCGAGCCUGCACCUGGACCCACCACCCCCAAGCGCCACUCCAUGAUCUCGACGUUCUCGCGCGACGCUCAGCGCAACGAGAAGCGGCUUUCCAAAGACUUUGCCAAGCCGUUUGUGGUCUCGGCUUUUGUCAAGCCGGAGCAGCCCGGUUACUUGCGGCCCUCGCCGUCGUCGCCCACAGCCACCCAUCGCACCUCGCGACUCUCGCUCGUCGAUCCGGCCGAACAGCGCUUCCGCUCACCGGGCUACUUUUAUGUCGAGGUUGUCGCCGAGACCUUCACCACUGCCGAGCCCAUUUCUCCGUCCGACAGUGCGCCGUCACUCACCAGCUCGCAAAUCAUCGAGCUUGAAGAGCCGACGGAGCCCUCGACGGAGCCUUCGAUGGAGCCCCCGAUCCCUGAACUGCCCGAGCCAGACACAGAUGCCGAAUCGGAUGCCGAAUCGGAUGCCGGAUCGGAUGCCGAGUCCGCAGUCAAGUCCGGAGCCGAGGAGACUGCAUCCCCAAGUAUUAUGCCGGUUUCCCAGGACAACUCUCCGUCGGCGCCAUCAGCGUUGUUGGCGCCCGCGGAUCCAGCCUCGAGUACUCUUUUCCCCCGGGCUGCGGUCGAUUCUGCCGCCGCGCUCCCAGUCCCUCCUCCGCAUUCACCAGAGACACUCGUCAAGUCCGUGGAGCUUGAUGCACUCACGGCUGCCUCGUCUGCCUCGCUUCUCGACUCUGCCCUACCCCUGGCCAUCACGGUUCUGCCGGUAUCUCUGCCAGCGGCACCGCAGUCCUCGACAGACUGCGCCGAGUCUUUCAACUCGGGCUCUGUCUCUCCUUCGACAGCGCCGUCCGACAACACUGUCUCUCGCGACUCUGAAUACCCUUGCUCGCUAGUGCCUUCCCAGGCCGAUCUGCCAUUAUCCACGGACUCGCUCUAUUUCGCUGGCAGUGAUGUUGGUGUUGAUGUUGGUGCCAGUUCGAACACCAGUGGCGCUGACGGCAUCGUUCGCCUGAUCGACCUGGAUCGCAGUGCUGACGACGAUAAUGGCGCCGUCGACCACGGAAUCAGCAACAGAGCCAGGGAUGAUGACGGCCACAACGACAAAGAUAACGACAUCGACAACAACGACGACGAUGUGUCUGACGCUGAAACAGACACCCAAACCGAAGUCACCGUCACUCCCAUGUCCCAGUCUCCGUCCAUCAACUCCGAGACACUCUCGCCCGCGCUGGAAACCACAGCAAGCUCUCAGUCGCGCCAGCUGCAUCCAGAGCGCCAUCACCACGGCCUUGCCAUGUCGGCGAACGCAUGCACGACAUCCUUCACUGGCGACGGCACCGUGCGCACCAAGAUCACCAGGGUCACUUCUCCGGCCUCUCCGGCCUCCCCAGCGCCCACAUCGUCGUCGGCCUCGACCUCUGCGCCAUCGGCUCGAUCACAUCCCCUGACACUGCGCUUCCGCAACGCAUCCUCGGCAUCGCUGUCGUCCGCAACUUCGUCGUCCACCGGGUCUUCUUUCUCCAAACGCGAGGCUCUCAAAAAUAUCCAGGCCAAUGUCAAGUCGUACUUUGACCGGUCUGUCUCCAACCUCAAGACCUGGCGGCCCUUCGAGAACACCGGCAAGCCAUUCAAGGGCAAGUUCAACCUUCGCAAGUCCCGCAAUCGCUGGGCGGAACGCGAGGCAGACCAAUGAGCGCGUUCCCGCUGUCGCUUGAGGCGGGGUGGUCAGAGGAUCUGCCCUGCGACAUCUGCGACUUUGGUCAGCCCAGUGUCGGCCCAGUGUUUGCUCAGCAUUGGUCUGAUGUACCAAUUGACCAUGUGUCGAUGUGUCGAUGUGCUGAUGUGUUGAAGCGCCGAGCUUUGGAUAUCAUUUUGAAUGCAGACACUGAUAUUUGGCCAAUCU